Molecule: messenger RNA, 2704 nt
Organism: Cynoglossus semilaevis (tongue sole)
Lineage: Eukaryota; Metazoa; Chordata; Actinopteri; Pleuronectiformes; Cynoglossidae
Gene: peli3
Product: pellino E3 ubiquitin protein ligase family member 3
Exons: 7
Coding region: 633-2054 (473 amino acids)
Biological process (GO): regulation of Toll signaling pathway; protein K63-linked ubiquitination
Molecular function (GO): ubiquitin protein ligase activity; protein binding
Source: RefSeq, a predicted model, not a curated record
CUAAGGAGAUGUUUAUAUUUUGGUUGAUGGUUCUGAGGAGGAAAUGAUGGACAUCCCAUGCAUGCAUCACAGCCAGUGUUAUGAUAUUAUUGGAAACCUAUUGAAAUUGGUGAAGCUCUAUACAAACGAUCAAAUACGAGGAGAGGUGGGUGGAGCUGGGCUCAAGGCUCUAGGAUACUGCACGACAUGACGUCACCACCACUGGGCCUCUCCUUGUUGUUUUUCUGUCUGGGAGUGUGUAGGCAGGGAAAGGGAAUAGGAAUGCUGUUUUUGUGUGUACGUCAAAGAAGGAUGGAUAGAGGGAGAGAGAGAGAGAGAGAGAGAGCAUGUGAAGAGGAGGGGGUGGGCGUGCCUCAGUGCUGUGUGCCAGAGGAGGCAACGUGUUUUCAGUGCUGAAUGAUGAGACAUGAGAAAGGGAAGGUGAUGCUUCUGGUCUACCUCCUCCUACUCCUGAUCGUGUCUUUCUCCUCCUCCUCCUAUUUUGUUUUUGGUCUAUGCGCUGGUUCCUAGGCGCUGCGGGUGCCUACAGAAAUUAAAGAGAAGCAUACAGGCAGGAGGAGCGCAGAGGAAAUACGCACAGACCUCCAUUGGCUAACAUCAGCUGCAGUGAGCCCCAGUUGCGGCCAGUGGGCAUGGUUUUGGAGGGGAGCUCAGAGGCGCUGUGUCCCCCCCCAUCACUGGAGCUGCGCCCAUCGUGCAACAAGAGCCAGACUUCGCCUCCUCUGGGCACCAGCUCACAACCGCACGACGGAGUCUUUCCCGAGGAGAAGGAGCCCAUCAAGUACGGCGAGCUCAUCGUGUUAGGACACAAUGGGUCGCUGGCCAAUGGGGACAAGGGCCGCAGAAGAAGUCGUCUGGCACUUUACAAGAGACCUAAGGCCAAUGGUGUCAAACCCGAUGUUAUCCACAAUGUCUCAACGCCUCUGGUGUCAAAGGCACUCAGCAACAAAAGCCAGCACAGCAUCUCCUACACACUGUCACGGAGUCACUCUGUCAUUGUGGAGUACACACAUGACACCAACACCGACAUGUUCCAGAUCGGUCGCUCAACAGAGAGCAUGAUAGACUUUGUGGUGACGGACACAGGAGGCAGCGGAAGCAGUCAGGGGGGAGGGGCAGCAGGGGAGAGCGGUGGUGGUGGAGGACAGUCGGCACAGAGCACCAUCUCUCGCUACGCGUGUCGCAUCAUGUGUGAGCGCAGCGCCCCCUACACUGCCCGCAUAUACGCUGCUGGCUUUGACUCCUCUAAAAAUAUCUUCCUGGGGGAGCGUGCUGCCAAAUGGAGGACGUCAGAUGGAUUGAUGGACGGUCUGACCACAAAUGGGGUUCUGGUGAUGCACCCUGCAGGGGAAUUUGUGUCCGAGCCAGCUCCAGGUGUCUGGAGGGAGAUUUCGGUCUGUGGCAAUGUAUUUGCCCUGCGGGAGACACGCUCAGCCCAGCAGAGAGGAAAACUGGUUGAAAAUGAGUCAAACACUCUACAAGAUGGUUCCUUGAUCGAUCUGUGUGGGGCUACCCUUCUCUGGAGGACCCCUGCUGGACUGCGACACACCCCCACCCUCAAACAGCUGGAGUCCCUUCGCCAGGAGUUGAACGCUGCUCGACCACAAUGUCCAGUGGGCUUUAACACCCUGGCGUUUCCCAGCCUGGCCCAGCGAGAGAUUGUUGACAAGAAGCAGCCCUGGGUUUAUGUCAACUGUGGCCAUGUGCAUGGCUACCACAACUGGGGCUACCGCAAAGAAAAGGUUCCUGCCGGCCUUGGAGGCACAGUACCAGCCAACACUGGGGAGAGGGAGUGCCCCAUGUGCCGGAGAGUGGGCCCAUAUGUGCCACUGUGGCUGGGCUGUGAGGGAGGAUUGUACCUGGACGCAGGGCCACCCACUCACGCUUUCUGUCCCUGUGGCCACGUGUGCUCAGAAAAGACAGUAGUAGGGUGGAGCCAGAUCCCGCUACCACAUGGCACCCAUGCCUUCCAUGCUGCCUGCCCAUUCUGUGGUACCUGGCUGACGGGCGAACAGGGCUUCAUCAAACUCAUCUUCCAGGGCCCUGUGGACUGAAGCCCUGAGCAGGAGAGCGUUUAAAUGAAUAGAUUUGAUUCAGCAGAAAGACUGCAACACAGGUUUAAACAUUCACGUACUGUUCAUAUGAAGAACUGAAAGCUAACAUACAACAGCAUAUGCCACGGGGUCACAAGGACUGAGGUGUAAAUAAUUAAUUGUGUUGAUAUGAAUUUGUCUUUAGUCUUUAUUUGUUAGGUUAGUCUCAGUGUUUUAGCAGCAGGACUGCUUGUCAUGUUAUCAUAUUUACUGCAGAGUAGCAUGAACUUUCAAGGAUGAUUGUAGAGCAGCAGUUUUUUCGCGGGGGGGGGGGGGUUUCCAUGUUGGGUGCAUUGUGUAAAAUAAAAAAAGGUUUAUUGCCAAAAAGUCAAUAUACUGGCAGAAGGAUGUUUCUAUUUUUUCUGUUUGUUAAGCACUCAGGUUUGUGUAACCUUUGAGCAGCAGUGUGAAUGCUGAACGGAAUGCUGUUGUGUGUUGCUUUGUGUUUUCCACCUAUACCAUGCUGCUUUAACUAAUUGCCCCCUGUGGGACUAAUAAAGUUGUUUUGAAUUUGAAUAAAAGUCUAUAUUUACUUUAACUGGAUUUUCCCAGGUAGCCCCAUGCUAUUACGAAGAAUCGUGUUGAUGAAAUUACUUUACUACAAACCAAAC